AUGCACUCGUUGGCAAUUUCUGAAAAACAUGAUGACGACCUAGAGGCUGCUAAUGAUUUGCAGAAUAGUAUGAUUGAGAUGGAGGAAGCUGUUUGCUGGGAAGAUGACGACUCUGAUGAGGAUUAUGUUCCUUUCCUCUAUCUACGAUCUACUGGAGCUUCAAAGGCAGAAAUUGACAAGCUUCAUGAAAUACACAUAGAUGAGGCUGUGCUGGAUGUAGAGGAGGUGCCCAUAGUUCCUGAAGAAGAUCAACACAUUCCUGUAAGACACAAGGUUGAGACUGUAGAGGACCUCGUAGGAAAGGAAGCGAGCAUCUGCUACAAUGACAACUUGCUCUCUCUUGCAAGGUACAUGCAGUUGCCUACUGAAGUAGUUGUACUUGGUGAUGGCAGAAUGGACUCCCCUGGCCACUGUGCACAAUUUUGUACAUACACCAUGAUUGAGCACGAGACCCGUGACAUUGUGCACAUUAGCAGUUUAAGAUACUGUGGCAUGGAGUACUACAUCAUGUACGCAAUGAACACACAUGGGCCACAGGGUUCUGUGAGCAUGAGCCAUUGGAUGACAGCAGUCAAGAUAAGCCGUGGAUACAGCAAGGUUCUGCUGCUCAUCAGACCCUGA
Molecule: messenger RNA, 621 nt
Organism: Knipowitschia caucasica
Lineage: Eukaryota; Metazoa; Chordata; Actinopteri; Gobiiformes; Gobiidae
Source: the annotation of a GenBank genome assembly